AUGCAGAACCCCAUCAAGCCCCAGAACAAGGAGACUAAAGUAGAGUCCUUUGUAGAUCACUUAGAAACUUCAAACUAUUUAGAAGACACUGCCAGCCAGGCAGAAAUUAGUCCUAUCCCAAGUCAAGUAAUUUGUCCAGAAAACCCCGAUAUUUUAUGGAAGAACUGUGAGUUUCUGGGAAAUCAAAUGUGCCAUUUGGAAAACUUCAUCCAGUCCUUGAAGAUGAACAUCUUUCAUCUUCAAACUGAAAAGGAAUUGAAUCCACAGAAAACAGCUUUUCUGAAGGAUCAGCUCAAUGCAUUACAGGAGGAACAUUCCAAAAACCUGAAGCUGUUGCAACUUGAAGGGUUGAAUUUGCACCAACAUCUGAAAGAUAUCAAGGAGGAAGAAGACAAGACAAAAGAUGAAGUGCAAGGAUUGACUGCCACUCUGGGAAUCGCCACUGAGACAGAGAAGAAUGCAGCUGUUAUUGAAGAGGAACUAAAGACCACAAAGCGUAAAAUGAACCUUAAAAUUCAAGAGCUAAGGCAACAGCUGGCUCAGGAGAAGCACUCCAGGGAAUCUCUUGAGAAAUAUGCCUCAUCCAUGCUACUCAAAGUACAGGAAAUGGAGUCAACAGUGGAGGCAGAACGGAAGCAGGUGCACACUUUGCAGCAGAACUGCAUUGCCUUGCACACCUCUAUACAAACAACCCAAGAACUGUUGGUCCAGGAGCAACAGAAGAAUGAGAAGCUGGAAAUGGCUGCCUCGAAGCUCAAGUCUGAUCUAAUUUCCAGAGAUAACUGCAUUUACCAGGUGGCUGAAGAAAAUAAGACUCUGCAGAUGUAUUUCACCAAGGAACAUGAAGAAAACACAUAUUUGAAAUCUGAAAUAGUAUCCGUUCAAGACGUAUCAAGAAAAACACAGGUUUUGAAUGAGCAGCUUUCCAGGAAGUGCUCAGAGCUAACCACCAUGCUCCAGGUUGUUAAAAUGGAAAAUGCCAGAAUUGUUGCAGACCAGCAUGCUAUUCUGCAGGUGGAGCAGAAAAUGAUAACAGAGACAUUUCAGGAGCACAAUUUACUGUUGGACGCAGCCCAUGCCAGCAUCACAGGCGAGCUCCAGACUGUGCAGAACGAUAAAGUGCAGCUGCAGACACACCUAGAACAUUUAAUCCUUGAACACAGUCAGUGUCUCCAAAGAGCACAGGAUGAGGAAAAGAGGGCAACGGCCCAAAAAGAAGUCCUGGAGUCGACAAUUGCAAGACUGCAAGAUGAACUGGAAGCAUCAGAGCACGGGAGGAAGACUCUGCUGGAGGAGAAUGAAAGAUUUCAGAGGGAGGUUAAUAGAACAAAAAAAGAAGUAGCCAAAGAAAAAUGCAAUUUGGAAAAGGAAUUAGCUAAAAACAAGGUAGAGAUUAAUGUAUUGAACCAAAACCUGCAGAUUCUACUGGAAGAAAAUAAGCAUCUGACAGAUACAGUGUCUUCCCUGGACCAUCACAAAGUUACUUCUGAUUAUCAUGGGUUUGCUCAGCAGAAAGUGGAAAAAGCCUUGGAAAAUAUUACUGAAAGUAAAAAUAAACUUGCCUAUGAAAAGGGGAAACUCCAGAUAAAAGUUAGACAGCUAGAAGAACAGCUACACUCUUUCAGUGAAACCAGGCUGCAGAAUGAGCAUCUACACAAGCUAAACAAGGCUUUAAAGGUCAAACAGGCUCAGGUACGACUCCUGUCACAGAAUGACACCUGUUGCCAUCAGGUGCUGUUACAGUGUUGCAGGUCUAAGGCAUUGCUUGGCGCCUCACCCCACCUCACCCCACCAUCCUGGAAAGGUGACUACUUUCUCUUGACUCAGCUUAAGCCUCUGCUGUGUGUAAGAAUCUGCUGAGACAUAGAGGAAGUCAGAAAG
Meriones unguiculatus (Mongolian gerbil) is the source of this 1881-nucleotide messenger RNA. RefSeq names its product coiled-coil domain-containing protein 150. The coding region runs from base 1 to 1860 and encodes 619 amino acids. NCBI's taxonomy places the organism in Eukaryota, Metazoa, Chordata, Mammalia, Rodentia, Muridae. The record is from RefSeq and is a predicted model, not a curated record. The transcript is spliced from 15 exons.